AUGGACCCUGCAAGACAAGCCCGUGGAGGUCUGCAGUGGUUUGAAUUGACUGACUGGCUCCAGAUUCAAGGAGUCGGGCCGAAUGAUGCAGGUGUGUACACAUGCACCGCCAGGGAUGCCUUCGGAGAGGGGUCUGCCUCUGCCAGAUUACAGGUUACAUAUGGAGGUUCUCAGCUGAGCAAAGAUUUCCAGCAAAAAGAAAAUGGAGCUUACAGAAUAUCAGACGAAGAAGGGGACGUCGAUGAUGAAGAUUACGAAGGCCAGCCAAGUGGAUACAUGAAUUUGUAACACACAGAAAUGUUAAAAUCAUAGCAUUUACACACAGAUAAUUGUAUUAUUAUUAUUAUUAUUAUGUUUGAAUUGUAAGCUCAGCAUAAAAUGUGUACUCUUGGAAAAAAAUGUUUUGCCCUUUUUAAGGGUUUAUGUUUAUGUGUGAGCAUUGUAUAUAAAUCCAGAUCAUUUCUAUCCACUCUUGAGAAUUGUACUUUAACAUAGAACUUAAUUAAAUAGUUGAUUUAUGCAUUUAUUGUGCAUGAUCCAAGCGGGAAAAUCUCAAAUAUUUGCUAAGAGUCCAUUUAGCGUUAAUCGUUAUUUCCAAAAGUUGUUAUGCAAAAGUGCACAUGCCAGACUUUUCUAAAAGCCCAUAAAAAAAGGAGAAAUUAAAAUAAAAAAGCCAUUGAUGCUGCUGUGGCAAGCAUUUACCUUAAACCCACUCCCUGCUGUUGAAUAAAACAUCAGCAGUGUCUCUCCUCACUUCUGCCUUCUCAAAGACGCUCAGCAGAAA
This is a messenger RNA of Carassius auratus (goldfish), 784 nucleotides long. Its product is annotated as kazal-type serine protease inhibitor domain-containing protein 1-like. NCBI's taxonomy places the organism in Eukaryota, Metazoa, Chordata, Actinopteri, Cypriniformes, Cyprinidae. The coding region runs from base 1 to 288 and encodes 95 amino acids. The record is from RefSeq and is a predicted model, not a curated record. The transcript has 3 exons.